CGAAGAAGAGCCGCAGGAACGCCACUUGCAACUUAGCUAACGUUAACAGACACGUUGUUAGCUUAAUAAAGUCAGCCUCCUAUUUUGUUUAUAGUUUUUUGACAGCGCUAAAAACGCUCAGACUCGUGUAUUUAAUGUGACUUUUGUUUUUGGCCGCUGUGUGGGCGCCGCCGUGUCUUAAGUCAGCGCUUCAAAGCUCAGCAUCCACGAAGCUAACGCUAGCAACAGAGCGGCUAACGACCACACGGAACCUCCGAGAGGAUGAACCUGGUCCAGAACAGAAGUUUACAUCCUCACCUGCGCGACGAGGAGGCUCUGGUGGUGGAAAACGCCAUCCGGCUGGCCAUAGACUCCAUCAUAAACGUGCUGUACGGCGUCAACAGCGCCAGGACCCACGAGUACCAGCGGAUGGUGGCCGACAGGGACAAAGAGAUCCAGCGGCUGGAGUGCAGGCUGACGGAGAUCGAACACGAGCUGCAGGAGCUGCGGCGGCACGGAUGCACCUGCGGGUUGAGCGGAACCGAGCACCGGGGCGGCGGGUCGCAGGGCUCCUGUGACCGGCAGAAGGCAGAGCAAAGCGGCUUCGAAGCAAACUGCACGGAGCCUGAAGUGGCAGCAGGGCAGCAGGAGUGUGAAAUGAGCAUAUCAUUGGGCCUUUUUGCAAGACCCUCCUCACAUGUGUCCUCCCAGAGCCACGGGUCGGCUCCUCCAUCCUCCCCCAGCAGGGUGGGCUUGGACCAAACCUGCACCUCUCGCUCCUCAGAGGCUUCAGGCUCCACCGAGGCAGCCAGGAAUAUCCCUACAUCUCCCGGCAGCCUUGUUGUCAAAGAAGAGCCCUGCGACAUCGACACAGUCCUAAUCAAGUGGGAGAUGAGUGAGGAGAGAUUCGCAGAGCAUCAGGAGAGUGCAGACGGUCCAUGUCAGGACAAACAGAGCCCCAGUGUAAAAAAAAAAUUAGAGAACAGAGAGAGAAAGAAGGUCAGAGAGAAACCUCAAGCUGACCCUGGUGGAUUUCGAAUCACUGAGGGAGAACAUCUGAGGAACAAGAAGAAGAGUAUACCGAUGUCCGAGCUGCCGGAGGAGGCUCAGAGACUGAAGAGGGCGGCCUGGAGGGCAGCUUCCAGGCGCUAUUACGCUCGAAAAAUAGCCCGCCAGCAGGCAAACCCCUCACGCCCCGGCCUCUUUCCCCACGUCACAAACUCUUCGUAUUCACAGCCGAGCUCCUUCAUGGAUAAGAGGCAGAGGACGCUGAUAUCGGAACUACCUGAGGAGUCUCAGUCGCUGCAGAGGGAGGCGUGGAGAGCCGCCUCCAGGAGGUACUACGCUCGGAAAAUAGCUCGCCACCAGACAAAUACGAGACCAUACGGACACCUGCUGGAGGACAUAAACCCUUCUGGAGACGCUCAGAGCCCGGACAGAGAGGGACCCCACGCUAACAGUGGAGGAAUAAUGUGCAGCUGAUAGACACAACACUGGACUAUGUUUGUAUUCUUUUAAUUAAUGAUAUUGAGGUUUGUCUCAAGUCUUCUGAUGUGGUGAAAUCAGCUAAAACCUACUGUUUGUUUUGGGUAUUUGUGUAUUUCCUCACAGUUCAUUAAUGCAGAACAUCACAACACUUCACUUUGGGUCUACAGCUUUCUCUUCAUUUCUGCCUCAAGGCAAAUUCAUGGUUUCUGCAUGAUGCAUUCUGCAGCUCUGUUCGUACUACAACAGGUAAACGUACGUCUUCUACGCAGACAGUUACAUUUCCCCUCAUAUCAAACUAAAGAAAAACCCACAGGGCUGCUGUAGAUGUUUCUCAAAGGCUGUAACUUUGCACUUUUUACAGGAUAUAGCAGCUGGUUAUUUCCAUUGUCAAUUAAGCUAAUGAUCCUUUUUCUUAUUUGGUGUCUCAUUGAUAAAAUGUCAGAAACUGGUUAAAAAAAAAGUCCAUCAUUGUUUCCCACGUCAGAAUCAGAAUCUGUUCUGUUGCCAGGUAGAUUCACAGAAAUGAGAAAUCUGACUUUAGGUGCAUUACAGUAAAUGCUGACAAGCAGAACAUUUUUUCAGAAGGAUAAAAGAUUUAAAAGAGCAAGUGUAGCAAAUUCAAGGUAUUGUAAAAGAAAUAAAGGUACUAGAAAUAUUGACACUUGCAGGAAAUUAUUCACCUUGUUUUGUUCACAUCCCAAAAAUAUAAAAUUUACUGUCAUGCGGGGGGAAUCUCAAACUGAUAAAUUGAAUAUUAUAUUUAAUAGUUGACAGAUUAAUCAGUUAGUUUUUGCAGAUGUUUUGAGCUACAGGAAUGUGCCAGUCUGAUUAUUCAAGAGACACAGUGGGUGAACGGAGCAUAAGACAUCUGAAGAAUUUAGAGCUUCCCACUUCGGACCUCUGCAGUAACACUGAAAUAGAAAGCAUGAAUUGGCCUUUGAGUGGCACACGCACUGCGUUCCUGUACAAAAUACUAACUGCAGCAUUGAGGCCAUAUGAAUCUGUUCUACCAGCUGUUGUGCAGUAUUUCUCAUGUAACAUCUAUUCUUAACAGUGCAGCGCCCCUGGGGUCCAACGUCUGUAACUACAAUCAAAUCAUGAGCUCACCAUCUUUGUGUUAAUGGUGGAUUAACAGUUACCAGCUAAAUUUAUACUGGUAAAACCUUUCUUUGAACUUAUUAAACACAUGUAUUGAAUAAAACUCUAGAGUUACCUGAUCCUGUGAACCACAGCUAUCAUGUGUCUUUGUCACUGAAGUCAGAAAAAUUCAACGGUUUAUUUUCUUUAUACACCAGUUUGCACUUAAAUAUUUGAAAUCAAGCAAACAUGAAGCAAGGUUUUUUCCCCACAGUAUGUCUAAUUUUUUUCUAGAAAUGAUGCACAAUAAAAGAGAAAAACACUA
Molecule: messenger RNA, 2869 nt
Organism: Stegastes partitus (bicolor damselfish)
Lineage: Eukaryota; Metazoa; Chordata; Actinopteri; Pomacentridae
Exons: 4
Coding region: 262-1461 (399 amino acids)
Source: RefSeq, a predicted model, not a curated record